Messenger RNA from Loxodonta africana (African savanna elephant), 834 nucleotides. It is a transcript of the gene HMX2, whose product is annotated as H6 family homeobox 2. Gene Ontology annotation, molecular function: RNA polymerase II transcription regulatory region sequence-specific DNA binding; DNA-binding transcription factor activity, RNA polymerase II-specific. Bases 1 to 822 code for a protein of 273 amino acids. Gene Ontology annotation, biological process: regulation of transcription by RNA polymerase II. The record is from RefSeq and is a predicted model, not a curated record. Gene Ontology annotation, cellular component: nucleus. Lineage: Eukaryota; Metazoa; Chordata; Mammalia; Proboscidea; Elephantidae. The transcript has 2 exons.
AUGGGCAGCAAGGAAGAUGUGGGCAAGGGGUGUCCGGCGGCCGGCGGCGUCUCCAGCUUCACCAUUCAGUCCAUCCUGGGCGGGGGCCCCUCGGAGGCGCCGCGGGAGCCCAGCGGCUGGCCGGCCAGGAAGCGCAGCCUGUCGAUGUCCUCGGAGGAGGAGGAGCCGGACGAUGGCUGGAAAGCACCUGCCUGCCACUGCCCGGACCCACAAGGCCCCAAGGAGCCGGGCCCCAAGCACCACGCCCCCAUCCCCUUUCCUUGCCUGGGUCCUCCCAAGGGCAGCGGCGCCGCGGGGCCGGUGGGCUCGGAGCGCACGCCUUUCCUCUCCCCUGCGCACCAGGACUUUAAGGAAGAGAAAGAGAGGCUAUUGCCCGCGGGCUCACCGUCGCCGGGGCCCGAGCGGCCGCGGGACGGCGGCGCCGAAAGGCAAGCGGGCACCACCAAGAAGAAGACGCGCACGGUCUUCUCGCGCAGCCAGGUGUACCAGCUCGAGUCCACCUUCGACAUGAAGCGCUACCUGAGCAGCUCGGAGCGCGCCUGCCUCGCCUCCAGCCUGCAGCUCACUGAGACGCAGGUCAAGACUUGGUUCCAGAACCGCCGCAACAAGUGGAAGCGGCAGCUGUCGGCAGAGCUGGAGGCGGCCAACAUGGCGCACGCGUCGGCUCAGACUCUGGUGGGCAUGCCGCUCGUGUUCCGGGACAGCUCUCUGCUGCGCGUGCCGGUGCCGCGCUCGCUCGCCUUCCCCGCGCCGCUCUACUACCCCGGCAGCAACCUCUCGGCCUUACCGCUCUACAACCUUUACAACAAGCUCGACUUCUGAGUGACCACCGGU